Rhinichthys klamathensis goyatoka is the source of this 1275-nucleotide messenger RNA. It is a transcript of the gene muc5.7, whose product is annotated as mucin-5AC. The record is from RefSeq and is a predicted model, not a curated record. The transcript has 11 exons. Bases 43 to 1275 code for a protein of 410 amino acids. NCBI's taxonomy places the organism in Eukaryota, Metazoa, Chordata, Actinopteri, Cypriniformes, Leuciscidae.
UUUAAGUUUUCCUAUUAGAUUCCCCACUGAAAAGUCAGAAGAAUGAGCAGCAAGGUAUUUGCAACCUGGGUGCUUCUGGCUACAAGUACAAUUAUCACACUCUCCAAUCAGAGUUGUAUAAGCAAGUGGUUUGACCGUGAUAACCCAGGUGGAACUGGAGAUUAUGAGCUGUUGGCUGACCUUCUCAGUAUGUAUCCUGGAGAAAUAUGCCCGGAUCCAAUCGGCAUAGAGGCCCAGACUAUCUCAGGCCAACCAGCAUCUCAAACAGGAAAUGUCUUUCAAGUAUACAAUCCAACAACUGGGUUUUCUUGUGUAAACGCAAACCAAGGAGGAGGGUUUUGUGCCGAUUACAAGGUGCGCUUCACCUGCCCAGAGGAAUGGUGUUCAAAAUGUAGGACACCCUGGUUUGACCGAGAUAAUCCCGGAGGAGUGGGAGACUAUGAGACGCUGUCGUUAACCCUGAUAGCAUACCCACUACAGGCCUGCGCUCAGCCCAUCGCCAUUGAGGUCACAACCGUUAGUGGGACCCCAGUACUGCCGACUGGAAAUAGUUUUCAAGUAUAUGAUCCAACACAGGGCUUUGCUUGUGUGAAUGCACAACAGAAUGGAGGGUGUCAAGACUACAGGGUCCGUUUCACAUGUCCAACGAGUUUUUGUGUUCCAAAGUGUGUAACCAGGUGGUUUGAUUCUGACAAUCCUAAUACAAAUGGAGGGGAUUCUGAACUCUUGACUACCCUUCUCAGUUUGUAUCCUGGGUACAUUUGUCCGAAUCCACUCGGAAUAGAGGCUCAAACCAUCUCUGGCCUGCCAGCAUCUCAAACAGGAAAUGUUUUUCAAGUAUUUAAUCCGAUAACUGGCUUUUCUUGUGUAAACGCAAACCAAGGAGGAGUGCUUUGUGCCGAUUAUAAGGUGCGCUUCACCUGCCCAGAGGAAUGGUGUUCAAAAUGUAGGACACCCUGGUUUGACCGAGAUAAUCCCGGAGGAGUGGGAGACUUUGAGACGCUGUCGUUAACCCUGAUAGCAUACCCACUACAGGCCUGCGCUCAGCCCAUCGCCAUUGAGGUCACAACCGUUAGUGGGACCCCAGUACUGCCUGGAAGCAACUUUCAAGUAUAUGAUCCACUACAGGGCUUUGAGUGUGUGAAUAUGCCACAGAGUGGAUGGAACUGUCAGGACUACAAGGUCCGCUACACGUGUCUGCGAAGUUUCUGCAAUAUCUCUGUUCUCCCAAGCCUCCCAUUGGAUGUCACGAACAUGACUAACUUAGAAGUUUAG